UUUUUAAAAGAGUUACAUCCCUUUACGAACCGUUUGUAUUGUUUUGAACAAUCGAAGAAGAUUUAAUUAACUAUUAUUUAUAUUUUCAACAAUCGGUUAUAGGGCACAUAAAUAGGGAAUCUAUAUUUAAAAAUUUAGCUCAAUCAUUCAUGAUUAAAUGAUUGGUGAAUUAUUGGAACCAGGAUGACUGACAGCACAGACAACAGUGAUUUCGAUCUGUAUGACGAUCUGCUAGAGCAAGAUCAUCAGGAGCAGUCAGCAACAUUUGAAGAGUCCACAUCAGAGCCAACCAGUGGGAGAGACAUCAAUGACGGCAGGGACGAUACCUUGGUCAGCAAUAGGGAUCUGGACCUGUAUGAAGAUCUAAUAGCCCACGACAAGCAGGAGCAGUCAGCAUCAAAUGAUGAGUUAAGCAGGCGAUUUGAAAGUGCUUCUGAGUUGGUCCAACAGUUGGAAAGUGAAAAUAUCAGUCUGAAACAACAGCUUUUGAGUCAACAAAACCAUGUGAAAGCGUUGCAGCAGAACUUUGCUCAUCUCCUGAAAACUGCACGUGGGGAAAUUGCACGCAAGGAAAAGGAAAUAGCAAACCUAAGGCAAGGUCAGAAGCCCCCUCCACACAGGGGGAAUAGGCAGCCUGCUCCCCGAAAAAGCAGUGUGGACUCCUCCUUGGAUUCUACAUUUGAGCCACUGUUUGUGUCCAGUCCAUCUACGAAUACUUCCCAGAAACCUGAUGCUGGAGUAAAACCUUUUCUGAAUGAACAUACCGAUAGAAUGGAAAGUUCAGGAUCUAAAGUUUUUAGCGUUGCUCCUCAGUGCACUAAAGAAGUGCUUUCAGUUAAAAGAACAGUCAGCGUCACGCCUAUAGACUCAGGCAGUGCCAGUGAGGACAAUACAAUUGUUCAGUAUAAUCCAAAUGCCAGUGAAACACUGUUCUCUAGAAGGAAGAGACUGAUCAAUUCUGGGAAACAUAAGAACAGAGUUGAAACCAGUAAUCAAAUAAUUGAUGAUAAAAUCAUUGAUAAAGAGCAUGCCUCACAAAAACAUUUAUCGUUAAUUGAAAAAAACAGUUCCAUUAAACCAGCUAACUCUGCAGUAGGAAUUGCUCAGGGUCUUCAGCAAUCAUCUUGUGAUAGUAAAAUAAGACUUCGUGAUGAUGUUAUUAACUCUGCUGGAAAUCUUUCAUUAAAUGAAAGUAAACAAACCUCUGAAGGUUCUAGUAUAAAGGAAGUGUCAGGUUUCUGUGAUAACUCAACAAACAGUUUCAGAAAAGAUUCAAGUUCAGCUGUAAAUUCUGCUUCAGUAGCAGACAGUUUGUCAUCUGUUCAUGAACAAAGCACCAUUUUAAGCAUUAGCAACAGUGGGUUAUCAGAAGAGUCUAUAUUAAAUAGAAAAAGUGCAGCGGCAAAUUGCAUGACAUCACGGGCAUUAGUUGGCAUUCCUGAUGAAGGAAUAUCAGUAGCAAGAAAACCACAGCUUCUGAAACACGUCACACAUCAUGCCUGCUUGCACAUUGGCUGUACAAUAAAAAUAAAUCACCUACAUCCCCAUGAUCUAGCUCAAAGUGAAUCCUUAACAAAUCAUGAUAUAUCAAUGGACAUAAGUGAUAGUGAUGACCCAAAUGACUUACAAAAUGACUUACAUAGCACACUCAGCAGUGACAUUGGUGUCCAAGAGAAAAACCAAGUACAGAACAAAGAUGUAAAACAGAACAGAUCUAGUGACAUUAUUGAAAUUGGUUACAAACAUGACAGACUGGUCAGUGACACUGGAGUCGAACAAAACAGCGACACUAAUGACACUGGUAACAAACAUAACAGCCACAUUAAAAGCACUGGUGCCAAACAAAACAGCAAAAGCAAUGACGCUGGCAUCAAACAAAAGCAUCUUAGUAACCCUGGUGCUCUGGAAGAUUUACAUCACAGUGGUUCAAACCCCCAUGGAAACACAAAGCAAGAUAUCCAAAUAAAAGAUCAUUUUUCAAAACAACAAAAGCACAGUAUAGACCAAGUGAAGGAUAAUGUGACUAAACUGGACAAGCACAGACAAGAUGUUGAUUCCAAAGUGGAUAAGCAGAGAAAAAAUGAUGUAACUAUUCAGGACAGGCAUGGAAAGGAUUAUGCUACCAAAGUAGACACUACCCAAAAAGAUGACAGUACCAAACCUGACAAUUACAGAAAAGAUGAUACCAAACAUGAAAAACACAAAACAUAUGAUGACACCAAACAAGACCACCUCAGAAAAUAUGUUGGGGUCAAAGACAACAAGCAGAGAAAAGAUGAUGAAACUAAACAGGACAAGCGUGGGAAAUAUUAUGCUACCAAAGUAGACAAUACUGAAAAAGAUGAUGAUGCAAAGCACAGAAAAAGUGAUGGAUCCAAACUGGACAAGCACAGAACAUAUGAUGAUUCUAAACAACAUGACCAGCUGAGAAAAGAUGAAGGUACAAAAGUGGACAUGCACAGACAAAAUGGUUAUAUCAAAGUGGACAAGGACAGAAAAGAUGAUAGUACACACGUUGUGAGGGACAGUAAUGGUUCCAAAGUUGACAUGCACAGAAAAGAUGACAAUACAAACGUGAACAAGGACGUUGAAGGUCAUGGUUCCAAAGUAGACAAGCAUAUUAACGAUAAUUCUAUCAAACAGGACAAAGGCAAAAAAUGUGAUGAUAUAAAAUAUGACCCGCUCAGAAAAGAUGAUGGUUCAAAAGUGGACUAUCUCAGAAAAGAUGAUAAUAACAAACAGGACAAGCACAGGAAAGUAGAUAGAACCACAAUGGACAAAAAUGGUAAAGGUAACAGUACCAAACAGGACAAUAGGCGGGAUCAUUCUAAACUAGAGAAGCAACUCAAGGAUUUUGGUAACGAACAUGACCAGGUUAGAAAAGAAGAUGGUUCCAAAGUUGUCAAGCAAAUCAAAGGUUAUAGUCCCCAAGGGGAAAAUCACAGCAAAGAUGAUUAUUCCAAAGAAGACAAGCACAGUAAAAAUGUUGGUGCCAAGGACAAGGAUGGUAAAGGUGACAGUACCAAACAAGACAACCACAAACAAGUUGGUGCUAAGCCAGACAAGCACAACAAAGAUCUUGCUCCCAAACAUGAACUGCUUAGAAAAGAAGAUGGUUCCAAAGUGGAUAAACACAUCAACGAUGAUUGUUCUAAAGUGGAAAAAUACAGAAAAGAUGCUGGUUCUAAAGUACUAAAGCUCAGAAAUGAUGAUCAUACCAAACUUGACAAUAGCAGAAAAGACAAUGAGUCACAAGUGACCAAGCACAAUAAAGAUGCAGGUACUAAACCAGACAUACGCAGAAAAAAUGACAGUACUAGACCAGACAAACACAGCAGAAAAAAUGAGGAAUUGAAACAAGACAAGCACAACAAAAAUGAAGGUUCCCAGUUCAAUAAACAUACGAAAGAAGAUGGAAUCACACCUUGCGAUCCCAGAACAGAUGAUGGUUCAAAAUCAGAAAUGCCAAACAGUGGUGUUGGUUCAAAACUGAAGAGUCACAGCAAAGAUGAUGGUUUCCUUCCAGAGAAGAACAGAAAAAAAUAUGGUUCUGAACCAAACAAGCCCACCACUGAAUAUAGUACAAAAUCUAACAAGCACAACAAAUAUGAUCAAACCAAACCAGAUAACAAAAUUGAAAAUGGCAGUUUCAAAUAUGACAAGUACAACACAAAUGAUGGUUCAAAACAAGGCAAUUAUAAAAAAGAUGUUCAAACUAUAGAAGACAAGCUAAGCAAUGACGAUGUCACCAAGCUUUACAAGCACAACAAAUAUGAUGGUACAAAAAAUGAGAAUUACAACAAAGACUCAGGUAGUGACCAAGCUAAGCCCAACAAAGAUCAUGGCCCUUAUAAUGGCAAGCACAACAAUGAUAAUGGUCCUAAAACUGACAUCGACAACAAAGAUGAUGGUUCCAAAGUGGACAGGCACAAAAAAGAGGAUUGUACCAAACAGUUCAGCAAAGAUCCUGAUAACAAACUGGGUAAGCACAACAAAGAUGAUGAUUUAGAUGGUGCAAAAAUGGAUACCAGCAGCAAAGACAAUGAUACUUAUCAGGAGAAACACAGCAAAGAUGAUCAAACCAAUCAGGAAAAACACAACCAAGAAUUUGAUGCUAAGCAAAACGCGUAUAGCAAAAACGAUGGUAAGACACAGAAUAGUUAUAGAAAAGACCAUGGUUCCAACUGCAAAGCAGAUGAUAAUAAAAAGAAAAACAGCUGUGAUGAAUUAAUAAACAAAGAUAGGGAUUCCAACCAGACCAUUCCCAUCAAAGUCAGUAAUUGUGCUAUAGAAAAUUGCUACAGCAAAGACAGUGGUAAUAACAACAGGCAGUUGAGUAAAGAGUGUUGUGCCACAACUGACAUUUUUGACAGUGACCCUGAAGGCCAGCAGAAUAGUGACUGCAUAUCAAAACAAUGUAGUGAAAGCAAAAGCAGCACUGGUAAAAAGAAGGUCUCAAGUAUUGACAAAAACGACAUAAAUAGUAAUGACGGCAAAAGGGAUGAACAUUGCAAAGUAAUUAAAGAUAUUAAGAGGCCGUUGUUGAAAGAAAAUGUUGCAAUAAAACAUGCAUACUCUAGUUUGCAGCCUGAAAUAAAAAAACGAAAGUAUGAGGUUAAAAGAGUACCAGAACAAUGCACAGAUACAAGUUUGUCUCCUCUGCUUUUGAAAUUAGUCAAUGCAGUCUACCAAGAACUGGACAACUGUGUUGGACAUAACACUUGUUUAGGUAACAUUGCUUUAACACAGAGAGAUUCUUGCUCAGAAGAUAUUGUCAUGAAGCAGUGUGGUUCUCUUUCAGAAGACAAUGUAAUAAAGCAGAGUGUUUUUUGUCCAGAAGACAUUCCAUUGAAGCAGAGUAGUUUAACUGAAAAUAAUUCAUUGAGACAGAGUGUGUCUAACUCAGUAAACAUUUUAUGCAAACAGAGUGAUUCUUGUGUGGAAGAAAUUUCUUUGAAAAAUUGUGAUUCCAUAGAUAUUGUGGCUUGUGAUGACAUUAAUACUGUAGGUAAUGUACAAGAUACAGUGGAAGAAAAUCCAAGGGCACCAACAGAGUAUCAAUGUGACGAAGGGAUAGAAACGACGUCAGAUGUAGAUAAAAACGUACUUAUCAACAAUCCGUCUGAUAUUUCACACGAAAACCAGAGUUCUAGUGAUGAAAUGACUGCUGAGGAGGAAUUUUCUGGGUCAGAAGUAUCUCUACAUGAAGAUUCAACAUACUUCUCAUCAUCUGAUGAAUCGUCCUGCUCUUCGUGUUCAAGUUCUUGUUCUUGUUCUGACUCAGGUACCAACCUGUCUUCUGAAGGAUCAGAUAAUUGUUCAGAAAAGUCGAAAGCCAGGUAUGUGGACAUUGCUAAAGAUAACACAGGGCAGCUUAAUGAACCUCAAGUUUAUGCCACAGCAAAAAUAUCUAUCACUGAAGGUAGCAGAGAGCAGGGGAAGAUUAUGUGCCAAAAUCCAACCAAUACAGAUAAUCAACUAAAUGGCAAACAGUCAGAACCGGAAGUAAACAUGUCUGGAUCUAGUUUAAUUUUCAAUAAGUCUAUUGGUAAUCCAUAUUUUGAAGUAGAUGAGGCCCCAGUGUUUUUGACGCAAAAACAUAUGGAAUCAAAUGAUCAUAAAAUGAACUCCAAAGUGUUAGAGAAUCAUAUAAAAAUCAUCAAAGGUAAACAAAUUAAAAGUAAAGGUCCACAAAAGAAUUUGUCAGUGAGUCCAAAUGUAAAGAAAGCAGACGUCAAAAUACAUACCAAGUCAAGUACUGACACUUCUACAGAUAGGUUCCCACAACCAACAAAUGGGGAAAAUGAUAAAUUAUUUGCCAACAUUUUACUUCUAGAUGAUGACACUAUGGAUUUUGUUGAUUAUGAAGAUGAUGAUCACCUACAAAAAUAUGAAAGUGAAGCAACACAUCAUGAUGCACUGAAAGGGAAGAAGAGAACAUCUAAUGAUAAAAUCAGUACAAUACAAAAAGAGGAAGGUGAACUAAGUUCAGACGACAACAGCCAUGAUUCAUUUAAACAAGGAGAAUUAAUUAACUUACAGAAUACUGUUAAAAGUAUUGAAAAUUUAUCAGAGACAGUAAAAAGUAAAAAAUUAAGCAUAAGUCCCAUUAAAUUUCCAGAAGGUGUGAAAAGGAUUGGUAAAAGAAAUAAUAACAUUUAUGAAAGUUCGAAACAAAAAGAAAACCUGAAAAUAGAAAAUAGGGUAAGCGUGAUGGAAAAGUCAUACACACGCAAAGAAGAAAAAUCUAAAGACAGUAGUUACAAAACAGAGAGUAGAGAGCUGUACAAACACAAGCCAAUAACAUCGCACAAAGACGGAAGACGAUCCUCUCCGAGAAAGAAACCUCACUAUUUUAAGGAGGUAACCUCUCCAAAAAUUUCAAGGAGAUCUUUUUUAGAUGAUUCAAAGGAAAGACCAAGAAUGCAUCAGAGGCAUGACUCAAAUUCUCCUCCUUGCAACAAACGAAAAGUUCUGGACGAGAGAUCGAAACAGGUUGGCAAAGAAAGAAAAUAUAUUUUCAGUCCUAAAGACAAAGUUAAUACACAACAUGAUGAUGGGGUUUCCAGUAAAAAUAACUUAAGUAAAACAAGAUCACCAAGAUCCAGCAGUAAACAUGAAAGCAGGUCUAAUAAAAGUCAAAUAUACAGCAAUUCCAGUAGACAUGAUCAGGAAAGACAUAUUCAUCAGUCCCGAACACCUACGAGAAAACGGAAAAGGCACUCGCCUGAUGACCGCUCUCUGUCUAGUGGAAAGAGAUAUCACCCAAGACAAAGGCGUACUUCUGGUGAUUCUGAUGUUUAGAAAGCCUGUGCAUUGAGAAAACAACUUUAUUUUGUGUGCCGAUUAUUGGAUAGAAACGUUUGGGUGAUAUAUUUUUUUACUGAAACAGGCCAGUGAAUAAUUGAAAAUAGCGGUAAAUUGUUGCCUGGAAGUUUUUUCGAGGAACCUUUGUAAUAAAACAUACGGGUUAAUUAUUGUAUUGGAAUAUUUUGUUGAAUAACUGGAAUGAAUUUGAGUGUUUACUGAGGUUCCCCUUGACAUUUAUUUAUUACUCUAAUUUUAAAGUUAUGUGUUAUUAUUAUAUUAAAAUUCAUACUGCAGUAAGCAUAGUCAAAUCAUAGGCAUGUGAGCAUGAAUAGAUCUUGACUUUGUUAUUUCAUGUUGUAAAUAUGGCUUAUUUUUAUUUAACACAUUGAUAUUGUAUAUACUUUUAAGUUUUGUGUAAAACAUAAUAUUGAAUGGAUGAAAACUUCUAAUUAGCAUUAGCAGUAUUAUGCUAAAAUUAGAACGCAUUUUUUUUGUGAUUCGCCAUGUUUGUGUGUUGGUUAUUUUCAGUUCAGUCAUAAUAAUGUAUGAUUCCUUCAUUGUACUUGGUAUGGCUGUUGUUAAUUCUUUUUAACUUAUAUUUUUACCAUGAUAUGUUUAGUCUAUUUACAAAUAAAAAUAGUGCAAUUUU
This is a messenger RNA of Dreissena polymorpha, 7459 nucleotides long. RefSeq lists its product as uncharacterized. NCBI's taxonomy places the organism in Eukaryota, Metazoa, Mollusca, Bivalvia, Myida, Dreissenidae. The record is from RefSeq and is a predicted model, not a curated record. The coding region runs from base 184 to 6804 and encodes 2206 amino acids. The transcript is spliced from 5 exons.